Molecule: messenger RNA, 252 nt
Organism: Torulaspora delbrueckii
Lineage: Eukaryota; Fungi; Ascomycota; Saccharomycetes; Saccharomycetales; Saccharomycetaceae
Exons: 1
Coding region: 1-252 (83 amino acids)
Source: RefSeq, a predicted model, not a curated record
AUGCAAGGUGGGAUCAGACGUAAGAAGGACCUGCUACCCCGCUACAAUGGUGGUCGCCGUCCAAGUAUGUUGACCACACCGAUGAAGAAAAUUCUCGUCUAUGCGGUGGUACUUUUAACUUUGUUUAUAAUGUUCAAAUUUGCAUACUCGGACGUUAAUCGUGAAAUCUCCUACGAGCUGGAUCACGGUAAACCAGUCAUUGAAUCUGCCGCGGCUGUGGUGGAUAAGUUAGAUGUACAUACUCUUACAUAG